This is a messenger RNA of Penicillium daleae, 684 nucleotides long. Its product is annotated as DsbA family oxidoreductase. The record is from RefSeq and is a predicted model, not a curated record. The transcript is spliced from 3 exons. Bases 1 to 684 code for a protein of 227 amino acids. Gene Ontology annotation, molecular function: oxidoreductase activity. NCBI's taxonomy places the organism in Eukaryota, Fungi, Ascomycota, Eurotiomycetes, Eurotiales, Aspergillaceae.
AUGACCAACUUCAAGAUCCAGAUCAUCUCUGACACUGUCUGCCCUUGGUGCUACGUAGGCUACCGCCGCCUCUCCCGCGCCAUAACAGCCCACCAAACCAACAACCCAAAUGACACCUUCACCCUAACCUGGAACGCAUUCUACCUCAACCCGGCCUCCGCCGAAUACCCCGGCGUCAACAAAGCCGAAAUGUACGCCGCGAAAUUCGGGCCCGAGCGCAGAACAGCUAUAUUCUCGCGCCUAUCCGCCGUCGGCGAAACAGAGGGCAUCAAGUUCAAUUUUGGCGGGAACACGGGGAAAACGCGCGAUUCGCACCGGUUGCUUUGGUAUGCGGGGCAAUUGGAGGAGGCGAAGCGGGGGGGGGGGUUUGUGGGAGGACUGCAAACGCGGGUUGCGGAGAAAUUGUUUCGCGCGUACUUUGAGGAUGAGAAGAAUAUUACUGAUCCGCGGGUUUUGCUGGAGGCCGGUGUGGAGGCGGGGUUGGAUCAGGAGGAGGUGAAGAAGUUGUUGGAUUCAGAGGAUGGGGGCGCUGAGGUUGAUUCUGAGGCGAAGACGGCGGCGCGCCGGUUGGUGACUGGCGUGCCGUAUUUUUCGAUUCAGGGCAAGUAUUCGGUGGAAGGGGCGGAUGAGCCGGAGACCUUUUUGGAGGUGUUUGAGCAGGUGAAGGAGGAUGAGAAGGUGUAA